GUGCCGGCUCGGGUUCCGUGUGGAAAGAGUGAGGGGGCUUGGGUGCAAAGUUUGCUCGCCCAGCGCCUGCGGAGGGAGCGGCGGCGGCCGGGCCGCGCUCGCGCUCGGGGCUCCGCCGCCGCGCCCAGGGGCCGUUGGCCGCGCCAAACGCCGGCGGCGGCGGCGGCUCUCCCCGCGCCUGCUCCGCUCCGCGCCGCGCCGGCGGCCGCUGCCCCGCUGCGAUGUGCGGGGGUAUGGCGGCGAAGGGGCCGGGCGGGCCGCGGUGGUGGCAGAACCGGCGGGCCCGGCUGCUGUGCAUGCUGGCGCUCACCUUCCUCUUCUUCGUGGUGGAGGUGGUGGUGAGCCGGGUCACGUCGUCGCUGGCCAUGCUCUCUGACUCCUUCCACAUGCUCUCCGAUGUCAUGGCCCUGGUCGUGGCGCUGGUGGCCGUGCGCUUUGCCCAGCGCACACGUGCCACCAAGAAGAACACCUUCGGCUGGGUGCGGGCCGAGGUGAUGGGCGCCCUCGUCAACGCCGUCUUCCUCACCGCCCUCUGCUUCACCAUCCUGCUGGAGGCCAUCGAGCGCUUCACGGAGCCCCACGAGAUCCAGCAGCCGCUGGUGGUCAUCGGCGUGGGAGUGGCAGGACUCAUCAUCAACCUGCUGGGGCUCUGCCUCUUCAACCACCACGGCAUCGGCGGCCACGGCCAUGCCCAUGGCCAUGGGCACUCGCACAGCGGCAGGCAACACCCCCGCGGCGGCCCCAAGCCUGAGCAGCCGCCCGGGGAUGGCGAUGCUGCUCUGCACCGGGAGGAGACCAGCACCUUGGUGGAGAACUGCAGCAGCUCCAACGGAGUCAGCCAGGAGAAGUUAGGUGAUAUGAAAGAUGACACGGCUGACCUACAAGUUAAUGGGAAUGCUGGUCAUUACUCUCUGGAUGUAGAGGAGGUUGAAGAAGACUCUAGUGCGCAGCUUAACAUGCGUGGAGUUUUUCUGCAUGUUUUUGGAGAUGCCUUAGGUUCAGUAAUUGUGGUGGUGAAUGCCUUGCUCUUUUAUAGUUUGUGGAAUCCAUGCCCCAGAGACGGGCUCUGCAUUAAUCCAUGUGUCAAUAAUCAUUGCAUGGAAAAUGCUACUUUAUCCCAACCACUUGGCAAAACUAACCUAUCUGAGCAAGAAAGCAUUACGGUCGCUGGUCCAUGCUGGUUACUAUAUUUAGAUCCUGUCCUUUGUUUGAUAAUGGUUUGUAUACUCCUUUACACAACUUAUCCGUUACUUAGGGAGUCAGCUCUUAUACUUCUGCAGACUGUUCCCAAACAGAUAGAUGUUCAUUCUUUGAACUCAAAAUUACGUACCCUUGAAGGAGUUGAAGCAGUCCAUGAAUUACACAUUUGGCAACUAGCAGGCAGUAGGAUCAUUGGCACUGCUCACAUAAAAUGUCCUGACCCUUCCACAUACAUGAUGGUGGCAAAACGCAUAAAAGAGAUCUUUCAUGAUGAAGGGAUUCAUGCAACUACCAUUCAGCCUGAAUUUGCCAGUGUUGGCUCUGAGUCAGGGAGAGGGAAAUGCGAGUUUCCUUGCAGAACUCAGUGUGCUUUGAAGCAAUGUUGUGGAACCGGAGAAGAUAAUACUGGAAAGAAGACAGAAAAAUCUUCGUCACUUAGUAUUUCUUGUUCAGAAGUUGUAAUUGAAUUUCCACAUAACAAAACUAGGAGGACUAAAUCAGAGAGCAUACCUUCGGUUAGGCUGGAGGCAAACGCUGAUCAAAACGAGCAGUUUGAAUCAUCUCUGUAACUCCCGGAAUGGUGCUGCCUGAGUUUCAGUGACUUUGACAACAGCUAUAUUGCAAGAGGAAGGGACAGACGUUUGAGAUGCAAUUUUGCCAAGUAGUGUAAUUGCUGAAGUCCUUGUUCUUGUCGUAUUGCUAAAUCUAGAAUGCUUGUUUUAAAGAACAUAAUGUCACUGUCAUGAUACAAUGUGUGUGUGUUGACUUUGUACUGAGACAGACAGAAAGUGCACCAUGCUGUAACAACUUCAGAAAACCAGUUUCAACAUUUCAGCUGAGACACUUUUUGUUGUACUUCAAAUUAAUUUUUUUUUCCAGUGAAAAAAUAUUUGAGGGAUAAGUAUAUAGGAACUCAAUAUGUGUUACAGAUUUCUUGGACCUACUUUUUCCUUUAAUAUUUGAUUUGUAGAUAUUUUAAUAUAUUGUUUAUUUAGAAACCCUAAGGAAACCAAAGUUCAUAGAACAUUUUUAAAGCUAUAACUACUUAAAACUAGAAACCACUUUGUCAGUUUCACAUAUUUUUCUUAAACCUAUAUAAUAAAAAAUGUGAAGGCUUUUCUAAUGAAUUUAUCGUAUAGCUUAUUUUAAAGAAAACAUCACGUGAUUGUUAGAAACUGUCCCACCUUUUUACGGUAAGGUUGUAGGUAAUUAAAAUCAUCGGCCUAUGAAAAUAGCAGAUGUGAAAGGUUUUUUCUAUCAAAAUGAAAGUUCAAGCUGCUGUAUACUGCUCUGUGAUCAAGACGUGAGACUGGCAGAUAAAGUAACACAUACUUUAAUAUUUUAUGGAUUUUCUGGUGUUCUUCCUUAUUUCCAAGUUGUGUGUCUCGUCAUAAAAAUUUUCGAAGUUUAAAGAAUCCUUGACUCACAGUGCUAUGAAUGAAGAGUUGGAGCUUCAGUUUUAACAGAUGCUCAGUUAGCUAAUCAAUUCUUUUAUCUCAGUAAUGUCAAUAAGAUCUCUGUCAGAAAGAAAGUCUGUCAAGCACUGACAGUGUAACUCAUGCUUCUCGAAAGCAUAAACUGUAGCUUCCCUAAAAAGUCAUUCAGUGAUGUCUUUUGCUGUAGUUCAGUGUAUCCGUAAGCAGUUACAGGGCAGGAAUCCUGGCCCCAGUGAUGUCUGUAGAAGCAUUCCACUGACUUCUGAGGGAGUCGGGGGGGGGGGGGUAGGGUUUCAUUCACUGUAUUUUUGCACUUUAAGAUGUGUAUCACAUGAUUUCACUUGCCGAGUAUCUAAAUCUAUGGUUUAAAAUGUUAACUCAGUUAAUUGACAACUGGCUGUAAAGAAGCUGUUACAGUGUGCUGCCACCUUACACCUUUACAAAGGAGAAACUGAUCUAUGGACUCUGAAUUUGGCAGAGAGUAGAUGAGAGUUGAAGAUAAAAUAAAGAAGGAAUCUAAAACUUCAGUCUCUAGUAAACUCCCUGACCCUUUAGAUCCACCUUCAAGUUAUAUGUGGGAAAUAAUGCCUUGUAAUUAAUUGACUUCUCCGACGCUCAAAACUGGAAAACAACUCAGAUCUUCCAUUGCUUGCUCUGUGACUCUGGACACGUCAGAUAAACACUCUGCCUCGGUUUCCCUGUCUUAAAAUGGGGAUAAUACCUACCUCACAGGGGUGUUGUGAGGCUUAACUCGUGUGCGAAGAGCUCUGAGACCUGUUACUGGAAGGCACUGGAAGGAGAGUAAAAUGUUAAAUUACUUAGUGUUUACUCCUUCUACAAAUGUAUCGCAAUACCUAGGCACAACAGAGGGAACUGAGGAUAGUUUUGGCCUUAUGAAAUUCUUCGAUGCUGUGGUUUUCAGGUUUUUAACAGUAUUUAAAUGUAGAUUUUUUAAAAGAAUGUUUUUUUAGUGAAGGGAAUGUAGCUUUGCCUUCAGAACAUCUUGCUAGUUGCAUUUCUAAUAUGUGUCUCGUAUGAUAAUUGCUCCUACGUAGUUCAAAAUAGCCUGCUGCUCGUUAGACCUGGAUUGCCCAGGUCGUGUCAGUGGUCUUACUCAACUUCUCAGCAGAGCACUGCAGUCAACUCUCGAUUAUCCAUGGGUGGAUUACCAGUGUUGUGUAUUAACUGUGCAGUGUCCACAGCCAGACUAGCUCUGCGUAUGCCAGUGCGUUGGCCAAAUGCUAGGUGCCAAAGCAUCGGCAAAGUAGGGGAGCCCAGCCUGGAGGUGCUCAGGCCAGCUCGGCAUGAGCCUGCUCUCGCGGGGUUUAGUAGCUUGGAUGCAGCGCAGCACCAUGCAGUUACAUUGCCUCUUGGCUGGUCAGAGGCAUCUGCAGGGAGCUGUGCUGUGUGGGUGUGUCAGAUAAGCUUCACUCUAGCUUGGGGAUGUUGGUGCUUCACAGUCAUCGGCAUCACUGACCUUUCUCUGUGUUUAUGCUUGUUGUAUAGUCUCAUAGACUAAUUUAAAUAUGUUAAUAUAGUAUUUAUAUAUGUUUUUUUGUCUGAAUUAUCUUAACUCUUUCUCCUGUUAUCUGUAUAUGAUCUAGAGUUGACUGUUAAAUGAGAACUUGUAUGAGACUACAUUUGCAAAAUAUACUACCACUGCUAGUAUACUACAAAGUAUUAACCAAGUAAAUUUUGAAAUGAACAAAGUACUUUUUUUUUUAAAUGUGUAUCCUUGCUUUUUAUGGUAAACUUUCACUAAUUACUUUGCUCGCUAGUUUGAAAUUGGUCUCAGUCAUUAUGAGUAUGAAUUGUUUAGUUCCUGCUCUAUAUCAUUAGUGCGUCAUAGAACUGCUGCUCUUUAGUUUGUUUUAAAAAAAGCAAAACCAAAAAACCCAAGACAAACCAUAGUAGCACUGACAAGCCUGACAUUUCUCUCCUGUUGCUUUUAUAAAAAGAGAGCAACUGUUAAGUCUUGACAGUUGCCACUGUUGGUUAACAGUCUCAGUAAAUGCAUCUGAAUAGAUGGAAUUGUAGCCACUAAUUCCAUUGUAACUAUUUAAUCUUUUUUUCUGCCAGAAGUCAUAUUUUUCUAUUACCGUGUCCAUUGCAGGCAAUGGCUGGCUUAAAAGACAAAAAGUUCUCCCCCACAUUAUUUUUAUUAACAGGACAGGAUGCAAACGUGAUGAUGAUGUGAUGGGGCGGAAGGGGGAGUUGCGUGGCCUUUCUUCGUCAUGUGAGGUUGGGUGUGUGCAGCACCAGCUGGUGUUAAUGGGGGCCCUUGAGUCUCUCUAGCCCUCAAUGGCAAGUUUGCUCUAAGUAUAUAGUCAGGUCAAGGUGGUGGCUGUACAGCAGCAGAGACACAAUUUGUGUGUUUGUUUUGGCUGUACUGGAUGCAACUGUAGCCUGCUAACUUGCAGUAUAGCUUGAUUUUUUAACCUUGUCUGUGGUUACACAGGCUUGAUUUAUUCUGAAGAUCACAGUUCCAGAAUACUGGGAGCAUUCAGAAAUACUGUACGAUCUGUCUUUUUUUUUCCACAAAGCAUGAAACUAGUGAAUCUCAUGUAAGUGAACACUGCAGUGGUGGGGAGCUAAUUGUAUUGUGUAUCACAUUCCUGAAUUUUUAAAAUAAAAAAAUAUGGAACACUGAUUUUAAGGAGAAAAAGUUUGUAUUUCAAUGUCUAGAUUGUUUAUGCUUCUGAUUAAAUGUGUCAGAUGUACCAACA
This is a messenger RNA of Dromaius novaehollandiae (emu), 5362 nucleotides long. RefSeq names its product solute carrier family 30 member 1 (gene SLC30A1). Gene Ontology annotation, cellular component: endoplasmic reticulum; membrane; Golgi apparatus. The transcript is spliced from 2 exons. The record is from RefSeq and is a predicted model, not a curated record. Gene Ontology annotation, molecular function: calcium channel inhibitor activity; zinc ion transmembrane transporter activity. NCBI's taxonomy places the organism in Eukaryota, Metazoa, Chordata, Aves, Casuariiformes, Dromaiidae. The coding region runs from base 222 to 1769 and encodes 515 amino acids. Gene Ontology annotation, biological process: intracellular zinc ion homeostasis; detoxification of zinc ion; zinc ion transmembrane transport.